AAAAUGCUGAAGAUUGCCUUCAUGGGACUCGUGCGAAGUCCAUUACGCCGUCGAAUGGGUGCAGCCGGGCUAAGCAGCGAAGUCAUCAAGACCCUGGAGAAGGGUCGCACGCGAGAGCCACAGGCAGACUCGGAAGCGGAUGGGGAGCCCAGAGUGAAUAUGAACGAGCAAUUGUUGAUCAACCAUGCCGCAUUCCAGAUGGACCGGAAACCCCUAGAGGUCCCCACCAUCGUGGGCGACGAGCAGAUGUACACUAUGGACAACCAGAGGCUGUCCUGUCCCCACGACCUGAAGCAGACGGUGGCCCAGAUUUAUUAUGCAAACCGGUGCCAAAUCGAGAGUGCGAUCAAGACGGCAUUGAAGGCGCAGGCAACCUGGAGUCUGGUAACCGUGGCGGACCGUCUGACCAUCUGGAGGCAUGCUGCAGACAUAAUCGAGGCGGAUGAGUUCCGUAUGCGGAUGUAUUUGAUGCUGGCCCAGGGAAAGACAAGCGUCGACGCCGAAAAGGAUAUCCGGCGCCUGGUCACCUCGAUUAGAGCCAAUUCCGACUACUUGAAGCACUUGUCGCAACUCCGCUUCGAGAUCCAGGGCGAAGGGCGUGUCUUUCCCAGCUUAAAUCUGCGGCCCAUGGAUGGCUUUGUGGCUGCCAUUGCGCCCUUCGAAUCGGUGGCCCUGUCCGCCAAUCUGGCUUUGUGUCCCAUGCUCAUGGGCAACGCAGUUCUGUGGAAUCCCGUCCUGGAAGUGGCCCCCAUAAGCUAUCUCGUCUACCUGGCCUUCAAGGAGGCUGGUCUGCCCAAGGGCGUGCUAAACUUCGUGCCCUCCAAUAAGAAACUCUUCCUAGACACCAUCACCGAUGCCGUGCACUUUGCCGGAGUCAAUUGUCACGGCAGCGUCCAAGACUAUCGCUACAUUCACAAGCUGGUAAGCGAUAAGAUGCCGCGUUACAUCUGUUUCCCUCGCCUGGUGGCCGAAAGUGCCGGCCAGAACUUUCACUUUGUCCAUAGCAGUGCCAAGAUGGAGGCUGUCUGUUCGGCCACCGUGGAAGCGGCCUUCAAUUAUGCCGGACAGUACGCCAAUUCGUUGUCCCGCAUGUACGUGCCAUCCUCCAUGUGGACCGAGCUGCGGGAACAGCUAAUCGAAGCAGUGAAACGAUUUAGGGUCGGCGAUCCCACCCAGAAAGACACCAGAAUGGGGCCCGUCAUUAAUCGGGCAGCCUACGAGCGAAUGCGCAAACUAAUGGAGUCCAACAAGGAUGCUCAGUUUUUGUGCGGGGGCACCUGUAACGAUAAAAUUGGCUACUUUGUCGAGCCGACGAUUGUGCGGACCAUGAAUCCGCUGGAUCCACUGCUGAGCGAACCCCUGGCUGGGCCGUUGCUGCCAAUAUUUGUCUACGCCGAUGACUCGUUUGCGGAGGCACUCAACCUGGCCGCACACCAGUCCAAGCACGCGCUGUCCGGCUCCGUUUUUGCCACUCGGGAUGAGGUGAUCUCGCAUUGCUUGAACCAACUACGCAUGGCUGCCAGCAAUUUGUAUGUUAAUGAGCGUUGCACCGGCAGCUCGGGUGGACUAACGCCUUUUGGCGGCAAUCGUCUGUCGGGAACAAAUGAUAAGUCCGGCUCUGCCUACUUCCUAAUGCGCUGGAGCUCCCCUCUGCUGGUAGAGGAGACGGUUGACUCUCCCGUGGCGGCACCCACAGGAUGGAAGGUUGCAUGAUAGCCAAUUGUUUCUUUUCAAUUAAAACAGCCCUAUUUAACGCUUUAUUUGAAUUGUCAUUUUGGUAUUUUAAAAACUUUAUGGUAUUUCUUGAUGCCAAAA
Drosophila obscura is the source of this 1815-nucleotide messenger RNA. RefSeq names its product delta-1-pyrroline-5-carboxylate dehydrogenase, mitochondrial. The coding region runs from base 4 to 1713 and encodes 569 amino acids. The transcript has a single exon. The record is from RefSeq and is a predicted model, not a curated record. Lineage: Eukaryota; Metazoa; Arthropoda; Insecta; Diptera; Drosophilidae. Gene Ontology annotation, cellular component: mitochondrial matrix. Gene Ontology annotation, molecular function: L-glutamate gamma-semialdehyde dehydrogenase (NAD+) activity.